AUGAUAAUGACAACCGAACAAUCUACUAUCUCCACAUCUGUUGCAUCAUCAACAUCACCAUCAAUCCAUCUUCCAUUAAAUAUUCAUGCAACAUUUAAUAUUCAUGGUUUUAAUGAUGGACAAUUUGAUUUUCUAAUUAACAAUUUGAAAAUAAAUGUGGCAAAAGAACUUUGUUAUAUAGCAGCACGAUUAUCUUAUGGUUUAGUUCUUAAUAAUGAAAUUGAACAUUUACAUCUUCCUAUUGUGCCUGCCAUAGCUACAGUUGAAUCAUUGUUGGAGCUCUAUAUUCAAGCUACGAAUGCUUCUAUUGAAGCCGAUGUUUUAUUGAAUCAACUCACUAAUCCACCAUUGGUAAUACCACAUGAAAUUGCUCAAACGAUAGUCGAAAUUUGCAGGAAUACACCUUACCUUAAAACAUUUUUUAUAUCUAAAUCUGGUCUUAUUUUAUCGUUUCCAUCAUUCAACAAGAAAAGAAAACGUCAGCGUUUGAUAAAAUUAAUGGAAUCUUCCUUAAUUAGAACUGCUAUUGAUAGAACAAUAGCAUUUUUCUCAAAUCCAUCUUUGUAUUUACCUGCAAUUGACAAAUUUAUUAAUGACUUUAUGUUAUGUCGUAGCUCCACAGAUGAAACAAAUUAUUCUCAAUUAUCGAUCAAUAAAAAAAUACUUACUGAAGAGAUGCUUCAACGGUGCCAUAUUGAAGUUGAUACUGAGACAAUUAAUAGAGCUUCUUUCAUGGAAUCUAAACCGAUGAUUUAUCGUCAAGAUGAAACAAUGCUAACUGGUAAAAUUAUUAUUAAUCAGAAGUGGAUUGAUGAGAUGAUCAGUGCAAAAGAAAAUCAAUUAGCUGCACAUGGUUUUUUUUGCUUUUGGAAAGAUAUUACACGAAUGUGGACAUAUAUUUACACCAUUCGUGAUGUUUCAACUUGGUUUUAA
This is a messenger RNA of Rotaria sp. Silwood1, 933 nucleotides long. The record is from the annotation of a GenBank genome assembly. Lineage: Eukaryota; Metazoa; Rotifera; Eurotatoria; Philodinida; Philodinidae.